Messenger RNA from Synchytrium microbalum, 1401 nucleotides. RefSeq lists its product as uncharacterized. Bases 1 to 1401 code for a protein of 466 amino acids. NCBI's taxonomy places the organism in Eukaryota, Fungi, Chytridiomycota, Chytridiomycetes, Synchytriales, Synchytriaceae. The transcript has 3 exons. Gene Ontology annotation, molecular function: protein binding. The record is from RefSeq and is a predicted model, not a curated record.
AUGAGCACCAGUAGUCCUGCACCAGUCCUCAAUAGAGCUCAGAAACCCCCCAGCACGCCCAACACCCAUAUAUCAACCUCCACAUCAUCGUAUAAAUCAGAUACGUUGUCAUCAACACACUCGAGUCGAGAAGUCCUGAAAAACACAAACCAUAAAAUCAAACCCUCAAAGCCAACAACCACAACUGUGGUCUUCCAUAAGGGCAAGCACACGUCACGGACUGCAGAGUUUGGUGGUGCUGGUGGUCUCGCAACUGCUAACGGCACACUACCGAGCACGAGACACAAACGAAGUGGAUCUGACGACGAUACAGCAUCACUAGGCACUACAGCAACCAUAUCAUCUAUAUCCUCAUCAUCAACAACCACAACCGGUAAAUACUCUCAUCAUGCUGCAGCAUCAGCUGGAUCAAUACCCAGUAUAGAGUCGCCAGUCCCUGCUAUGCGAUGGACGAGGAUAACUCCAAUGGGAAACGUACCGCCACGACCUGUUAGGGCACAUACGAUGACGCUUGUUGGAGAGAAACUGUAUCUGUUUGGAGGAUGUGACAACUCUGAAUGUUUUCCGGAUUUAUGGAUUUUUGAUUCAGAGACAAUGUCGUGGAGCAAACCUAUAACGAGGGGAACUUUGCCUGAUCCUACGAGGGCGCAUUCGGCUAGUUUGAUUGAAAAGAAAUUGUACAUGUUCGGUGGUGGUGACGGUCCAAACUAUUACAACUCCCUAUAUGUGCUAGACACUACGACACUAACAUGGACCAAACCAAUAAUAUCAGGUGGCUCGCCAGGUCCACGACGAGCCCACACAACUUGGGUGUACGAUAACCGUUUAUACGUAUACGCAGGUGGCGACGGUGUCAGAGCCCUGAACGACGUCUACGUCCUGGACCCAGCAGCAUCCACCCCAGCGUGGUCUAAACUCGCAACAACAGGCCGAUCACCAGUUCCCAGAGGCUACCAUACAUCCACACUGGUUGGAUCAACAGUCGUCGUAUACGGAGGAAGUGAUGGGCACGAGUGCUUCUCGGAUAUACAUCUACUAGAUCUAGGAACAUCGUCAAACACUUGGCGACAAGUCGAUACCGAUAGGCCGAUACCACGAUUGUCACAUACUGCUACACAGGUUGGAUCAUAUCUGUUUGUUAUGGGUGGCCACGAUGGUGUGAGAUACUCGAGUGAGAUUCUGUUGCUGAAUCUUGUUACAUUGGGAUGGGAGACACGUAAGAUAUUAGGUGGGCCGCCAAAGGGGAGGGGAUAUCAUACUGCUGUUAUGCAUGAUUCGCGAUUGUUUGUGUUUGGAGGGUAUGAUGGGGAAUCUGUGUUUUCUGACAUGUGGAUUUUAGAUUUGGGAGCUUUUGCAUACUUGCCACAGAUUACUUCCUUCCAAGUUGGCAUGAGCCCGUAA